Cercospora beticola is the source of this 8201-nucleotide messenger RNA. RefSeq names its product Tao3p (gene TAO3). The record is from RefSeq and is a predicted model, not a curated record. Gene Ontology annotation, cellular component: cell cortex; site of polarized growth. Lineage: Eukaryota; Fungi; Ascomycota; Dothideomycetes; Mycosphaerellales; Mycosphaerellaceae. Gene Ontology annotation, biological process: cell morphogenesis.
CAGCACCACCAGCAAGACGUCUCGCCGUUCGCCCUCCGCCUAUACACCUUGUUUCCGCAUUCUUCACUUCGUUGGGAGCCUGGCGACUGGCGGACGAUGGACCUUCGAGGCGGCGAGGACCCCCGCGACUGAGAAACGCAUUUCUACUUCUUUUCCCAGUUUCAUCGCGGACCAGGCAGGCCAGACUUACCAGGCAGGCAGACGCGGGAGAAGCGCUUCCAGAAGGCCCUCUACAUGGCAUGCGAUGAGUGCUGGGGACAAUGACCGUGCCCUCGCCCGCAGAUGGACGCACUCCCAUCAGCAAUACCGUGACGCCGAGCCUCUACACCGACCCGAGUAGCAGCCCACCACCCGAACCGCUGCUGGUGGCGCCGCCGACUGCUCCAUUCGUCUACCCGCCGCCGAACAAUUCGAGCGCCUCGCCCACGCCGACGCAUUCUGCACACUCGACCCGCGAUCCCAGCGUCACACGAGGACGAGCACUGAGCGCGACUGCUUCACGCAAUGCCUCGCCGCGAGCCCUUACACCAGCGGGGCCAUCCACGCGGGCACAUGCACCCAAGCAGAGUAUCGAAAUCGAUCGCAAGCCGUCCGUGUCGUAUAGUCAUCACCGACAAGCGAGCAUCGUACAUGGCGUGCAGCACUCGCGUAAUCCAAGCCUGAUGGCGUCGGCAAAUAGUAGUCCUUUGAGUCCGACGAAAAUCAUGUCCGCAUCGACAUCAGCUCCCCAGGACUUUGGGUUUCCGGCAAACCUGAAGAAGAGCCCCUCCACGUCGCAGCUUGCACAAUUUGGUGGACCGCAGAGUAAUGGAAGCAGCCCGGUCAAUGCGGCAGCUGUCAACAAGAGCUUCGAGAGCGUUGUCGGGGGACAUCGAAGGCCAGAGAGAAUGCAUAGUGGUCGCUUGAACAGACCCAAUGAGCACAAUCGAUCGCAGUCGAGAGCACAUGGCAGUGGUAAUGGACAAGAGCCUAAGACCGUGGGCGAAUAUGCGUUGCAUCACUUGUUCACUUCAUUUAUUGCGGAAGCAGACGAACGCAUCGAAAGAUGCAUGCCGAAGCCCGGAGAGCCGGAGCCGCGUAUUGAGAACAUAUGCGGCGCAGGAGCGGAUCUGGCUUUUGAUCAGCUUAUAUCCUCGCUCGGCCACAUCAAUCGGCACAAACCGAACUCAUUAAUCGAUUCAGUAAUUCAUUGGCGGAAGAAGAAGGCAGAUGCGGCGAACAGUGUUUACACUGAAUUGCGAGCCAUGCGAGAAGCGGCAGGCUUGACGCAGAGGACGAUUGGCAGUGGCACAUACUCGACCCCAACUUCGCCCAACGGGUCAGAACUCAACAUUAUGGAGCAGAGGGUCAUCACAGCAGACCGGAGAUCGACUGUUUCGAUCUACAUCCUUUGUCGUGUGCUGAUCGAGAUCAUCGGGCAAACGACGCUGAAAGCUCUCAACGGACCGGACAAUUCUUUGAAUACCGCCGGAAGACUGGAGGAUGUGAUAUAUGGUCAGCUACAGAGCGCUGAUCCUGACCUGCUCGCAACGUCCUCUGUUAUUCGCGCGAAUUGGGUGAUUCGAGGGCAGCUGCUUGGCGUGAUGAGCGGGAUAAGAUUUGAGCAAGUGGCUGAACGCUUUCUUCGAGACUUGGAGGCGGCUCAGAAACGGCUCGGGCUCAAAGGAGUGGUAGACCACAAGCUCGCGGCGAAGACCUCGCUUCUGGUGCAAAGCAUGCGGUGGCUCAAGGUUCGAUCCCAACCUGAGGCGGAAUGGAUUAAAUCGUGUGAUAUGCUUCAUAUUCUGGCGAAGUUCUUCGCCGAAGUGCACGGCCGGACUACGAAGCACGCGUACGCGGAGCUUUUCGAACAUCUCUUGCUCCCAGUAGCUGCAACAGCGACCACCGAGCUGAAUCACCCCAAGUGGAAGGAAGUGGUGGCCAUCAUUCAGCCAAAAAUAACGCAAAUGCUGUCGAAAGCGGAUCACUGGCCAUAUGUGUAUCCGCUCCAGGCUGUAUUAUUAUGCGCGUCGCCCGCUGAACAAUUUGCAACGCAAUGGCUGCCUCUUGCAGUGAACUUCCAGCCAAAGUCCAGAGAUCGAGCAGGACGAUCGCACGCACUGAAAGCUCUCUGCAGGUUGACGUGGCGAUAUCUCUACAGAUUGGCUGACUCGCCCAAUGCCAUCAUGCGGAAGUUGGAAGAGAUCGUCAAGCUGGUAUUCCAAGGUGGCAAGCGAGUGCUCAUAUCCACGGAUCCAAUGAUCGCUGAUCCUCUUAUUCAGCUCAUUCGGAUCAUCGGAUUCAAGCACCAGGACUUCUGUUUUCGGUUCAUCAUCUUCCCGCUCAUGAACGCUGAGCUGUUCUGGGGACCCGUGAAAGACUUGAAGAUUGAGAAUCUCGACCCGGAAAAGACAGUGAUCGCCAUCCGAGCAUUCUUGGCCAUCAUGAGUGACUUAGAAAAGGGCGAGGUGCCUCCAUUCCCGGUUCGCUUUGAGUGUGAUGCAUUAAUGGAUCCCUCGUCAAGAUCACCCAUCACCCAUCGACGGACGCGCUCGCAAGGUUUCGCAGUGUCCGCCGGACGGACCGAACGUUUAUCACGACCAGUAAUGACUACGAAUCUUAAUGACAUUGCGAAAGAGUACUACGUCAAAUUUUGCAAGAUGCUUGGCCACUUGACGAUAAUUUGCGACAAUACAUUUGGUGGUCAAGCCGUGCUGGACGAAAAGUUUGCUUCACAGACGACGCCGAAGACACCAAUGGCCGAUGCUUUCACGUUCAACAGGAGAGACGACUUCACGAAUCCGACGGAUCUACGGCAACAUUACUACGACCUGCUGCAUGUUGCUGUUGAAGCGUUACCACGAUGUCUUUCGCCGCAUUUGCCCAUCAAUUCUCUUGUCAAUCUGCUCUGCACUGGCACGGCGCAUGUACAGUCUCAUAUUGCCACUUCCUCUGCGCAGUCAUUGAAAUCAAUUGCGCGACAAUCAUAUGCGCAGCAGGUCACGAUUGGAUUUGCUCGCUUCAUCUUUAAUUUCGAUGACCGGUAUUCUACCGUGUCUGAUGGCAGCCUUCUGGGCCCGGGGCAUAUUGAGAACACGCUGAAGCUCUACGUGGAGCUUCUGCAGAUCUGGAUCGACGACAUCCAGCAAAGGACGCGAAAAGUGGCAUCAGAGCCGAACGACGAGGACGAAGGCUCGAAGCCACUACCUCUCGAUCUGUCGGGCAUAUUGGCACAUGUCGACGAAGUGGAGUCGCACGGUCUGUUCUUUCUGUGCUCUCCUUCGAGAGCUGUUCGAGCUGUCGCAGUGAACGUGCUGCGACUGAUCACAAAAUUCGACACAGCUCUGGGCAAGCCUAGCAAUCGCAUUAUAAGCAUUCUGGAAGGCGGCUCGCAUCAAGUUAUCGACGUCAACGAUGAACGACUGACGUUGGCCGAGCGAAGUCGUCUACAGAAGGGUCUCCGCAAGAGCAAUGUCAGUGGCAGUCUUGUUGAGCUGUGCAGCAGUGAUGUGGCACACGACCAGAACCUGUGGUUCAAGGUGUUCCCGAACUUGAUUCGACUCAGCUCGGAAAUCUGCUUGCACGCUGUGGCCUUAACGAGAGAGCUCGUGUGCCAGCGGCUAUCUCACAGCUAUCGUGCCAUCGGCGCUUUGGCUGACGGGCAAAAAGCGAUGGAGCAGGCCUACUCUAAUGGCAGGCCUGGACCACGACUUCAUAGCACGGCUCCCGAGGUGGUGAUCGAGCAGUGGAAGAUCCACCUCAUCUUUGCUUGUACGACUUUGACCAAUAUUGGCGGCUCGCCAACUCAUCUUACAGUAUCGAGCCAAUCGACACAACAUACCCGCAAAGGCUCCAAGUCUUCGGCCACGAGUCAAGAACGAAUUGCCUCGGCUUCGGAGCUCUUUUCAAGAGUUGUCCCGUUCCUGUCUGUACCGAACGCAGCGAUUCGACAUGCAGCUGUCAUUGGACUAGGCGCAACGAAUGCCACGCUAUUCCAGAGCCUGCUCGAGACUUUGCAGCCAUAUGUCUUGGCAUGCACUCAAGAAGCCAAGGAACGUAUGGCUGCUCAUCAACGGACCAUCAGCACAAGUAUGAGGCGAAGCAGACGGACUGACUUUCUUAGAACGGAGAUCACACACCUGCUGAGCUUGACUGUUCACUUGCUGCAAAGUCCAACCAUUUCUAGUGAGGAGUAUGUGAUGCACUACAUGAUGGAUUACACAAAACACCUCCGAAUCUUCCUGAGCGACACAGAGAUACAGGGCGAGCUCGAGUUCCAGAAACUAAGGACACACUUCUGCUUGCUCGUAGAAGGCUUGUAUGAGUGCAUUAGGAACCUCAAGGACGGCUCAAACUGGAUGUCAUUCCAAGCGAGGCAAGCAACCUUCUCACUCAUGGAGAAUUGGUGUGGCUUCUCGCCUAUUGAAUCGCAGCUGCGACGCCAGCAGGAGAAUGUCCGACGUUCUAUUCUGGAACGUGAGGGAGACAUGCGUAGCAGAGGCAUCAUCAACUCUGCUAUCGAGAAGGAGAAGACCGAGCUCAGUGCAGCAGCACUUAGCUCCAUGGCCUCGCUCUGUGCUGGCCCGCUUCGAUUCGUGGCGGAUGGCAAAGUGCUGAUGCAGUUUGACAUUCGACGCAUGCUCUCUUGGAUCAGCGCUAUCUUUGAGGCACCCAGCGACCGAACUCACUCGCUCGGUCGUAAAGCACUGCAGAACCUAAUCGUUCACAACCCUGAUCAAUCAGCACUGAUGGCACAAACAAUGCGCAUGUGCUACGUAGCUCGAAGCCCGAAAGCCCUUGCUAGCUACUUUGAGGUCGUCACGAAAGUGCUCACAGAGCAUAGCAACAUCGCAACGCCGUUCUGGAAGAUCUUGUGCGCCGGCCUUUAUACCCUUGGAAACGAGAACAACGAGAUUCGAAUGAAGUCAGUCAGGCUGCUGCGUACACUCGAAGAGCGACAACAGAAGACAUCUAAGCUGCAAGACCUGGACAUCAGUGUUUCUGACAAGACAACGGCAGUAUACAAGCUGGCACAGUUUGAGAUCUCGCGUCGCUUAGCAAGCCAGCAUCCUGAGCUUGCCUUCCACGUCUUCUCUGAGUUCUCUGCAUACUUCAAUGAACUGCAGCCCGACCAUCAGCGGAACAUGGUAUCUGGAAUGCUGCCGUGGAUUCAGGCGAUUGAACUGCAACUAGAUCCUAAUGGCGGACCUACAGGAACAUCAUACAUGCUACUUGUCAAUCUGUUCGAGAUCACAGUGAAGACGGGCAUCACGCUGCACAACGAGAUUCAAGCACUCUGGCAGGCACUUGCUACUGGUCCCUACGCUGGCAACGUGCAGCUUGUGCUCGAUUUCAUCAUCAACAUUUGUGUGGACAAGAGGGAGCAGAACUUUGUCGUCUAUGCCAAACAGAUCGUGGUCUUCCUGUCCAAGACGCCUGCGGGCGCGCGGGUCGUCGAGUAUUUGCUCAUGCAAAUUUCGCCCAAGAACAUGGUUGCUGAACGACGUGCGCCCACGCAAGCACCAAUGGAGACACAUCACUUGCAGCUACCGUACGUUGCUGACUUGACCCAAGUUUUGCCAAGCGGCGCGAAACAGAGCGGACUCUCGCUCGGACAGCUCAGUAUGAUCCUUCUAGUCGAUCUUGUCGUCUCCCCACUGCAACUUCCAGCCGACAAGAUUCCGACACUGUUGCAGGUCAUUCUGGUUCAGUGGGAUCAGCACAUCAGCAUAGUUCAGGACCAAGCUCGAGAACUUCUUGUUCACCUCAUGCACGAAACAGUCAUCUCUAAGAUCAAUCCAGGCGCAACCGAGCCAGACAAGCAGUCUAUUGAGGACUUCAUCGAGUUGGUGCGCCGGCAGGACCCCAAAAUUGCCUGGUCUUACACAGACAGUGAGAUCCGCGCUGGCGAAGAGGACAGCCGUGCAGUCUCUGAGCCUAUGGCCUACGUGGUGGAUGAAGUGGUACGCAUAUUCUCGAUCGCAUAUCCUGGCAUCCGCGAGGAGAUGGGCAAGGUUACAAUGAACUGGGCGACAUCCUGUGCUGUGCGGCACGUUGCUUGCCGUAGCUUCCAGGUCUUCCGCUGUGUCUCGACUACUCUCGAUCAGCAAAUGCUGGCAGACAUGCUUGCACGUCUGUCAAACACGAUUGCUGAUGAUGAAAAUCACGACUAUCUCAUUUUCUCGUUGGAGAUCUUGACCACGCUUCGUAGCAUUAUCGCGGCACUGGAACCGCUGAGCCUGCUUCAAUACCCCCAGCUCUUUUGGACGACUUGCGCUAGUUUGGACACGAUCUUCGAGCGCGAAUUUCAAGAGGGGCUCAGCAUGCUUGAUCAACUUCUCAAGAAGAUGGACCUGAGCGAUCCUGCAGUUUUGAACAUUCUGCGCGGCAGCCAGCCUGAAAGGUGGGAAGGAGGUUUCCAAGGUGUUCAUGCACUCAUCUAUAAAGGAGUGCGUUCAAGCAGCUCAAUGGCUCGUUCUCUGCAGAUCAUGGAAAAGCUUGUGAAGCUGCCAUCCAGCGAUAUUGUUGGUCCUGACGAUCGACUGUUGUUCACGACAAUUGCGAACCUGCCAAGGUAUCUGCACCAUUUCGAGGAUGAAAGCGACCUGACGUGCAGAGACUCAGCAAACACACUUGCGUUCGCCGCUGAGAGUCAGAACUAUGUCGGCAUUGCAAGGGUUCUCACCGGCUUUGUGGAAGCAAAGUAUAGGAGCGGCAACGACUUCCUCGCCCAGUGUAUGCAAGCGCUUCGGACUGCUUUCUUCCCUGCGGAGGAGUUCAACACUCUGGUGUUUCUUCUCGGCAUGGUGAACAAUGCUACACCGUGGUUCAAGGUCAAGACAAUGCAAGUCCUUAAUGUCAUGAUACCAGACAUCGAUAUGCGUAAACCGGAGAUCACCAGCCACGGACCAGAUCUGAUAUCGCCGCUUCUUCGUUUGCUACAGACUGAGCACUGCCAGCAGGCACUUGGUGUUCUGGACAAUGUAAUCGACAUGACGGGAACGCCGCUUGACAACAAACACCUCAGGAUGAGCAUGGCGGGCUCGCACUCUAGUCGCGCUACUCGCAAAGAGUACGACAGCACCAAGAGCUUAUACGGCAUUCCGGAAGAAUCUGGCUGGUCGAUUCCGAUGCCCGCUAUCCAUUCGCAGCAGACCAGGACAAACGUGCACGCGGUGUUCUACACACUGGCUUACGCCGGCAUGAACGGCAUGCAAGACACCGAGCCACAGCCAACACCAGAAAUCGAAUUUGAUAAGGACGAGUAUCAGGAAUCCUACUUUGGCGAUGGUCGCACAUCAACCAUGAUGUCUGAUGACACUCGCGUGGCCGAGACCAAUAUUGGAGAGCUGGUGGAGAAACUCGAUACGCUUGACGACUUCUUCGAUGAUGGAGAGUCGCCUCAACCGUUGACUAAUGGAAACAGCCUGGCUCGAUACCCAGUUGACGAACGAGAGGAAUUGUACGAUCAGCAAGCAUUGCCAAUACUGCAUCGCUCUCUCAAGCGAAACGCGAGCAUCACGUCCUUCCAGACAGGGUUCGCUGAGCUGCGGUACCAGGCUCCUCAUCCACCCCCUAUAAUGAACCCAGCAGCUUUCGCUCAGUCCGCACGACAACCCACGCAGCGGCCAGGUCUGCACAAUCGCAGCAUUACCUCUCCAGUGAUGACCACCAAGGUGCCGCUGGGGCCACAAUAUGAGGUGCUGUCCGACAAUGAGGCAGACGUCGAGCCCUUCUCCGAUGGUGAUGAGGAUCACUCAAUUAGCAGAGCGAAUACCAACGAGGAGCAAUACCAGCCGAGUCAAUAUACCACCAAACCAGCAGCUGCUGGAACAGGAAGCUUCAAAGCGCUCCGAUCUGGAUUGAGGAGAUUGACGAGUAGUGGAGGCAACAAGGAAGCACGCGAGCAACUCCGGGCCGCUGUGGCCAACCCAAAGAGUCCAAACCCCAAGGUCCCGAAGAUGCCUGCGCCGUAUGCUAUGCUCGAAAGGGCGAAUACUACGCAAGGCCCAUUCAGUGCUGAACCAUGAUCUGAGCCGCAGUCUUUGAUUGUUUUGUUCUUGUUUUGAGGAAGCGGCAUUGCAUUGUACGAAAGAAUGAGAGAGAAACUUGUAGAUCGACACGAUGUUUACAUACCCAUUGCCGAAAUUGAUGUAUGUAGGAUAGUAUAGAUACCCCAUGAGCUGAGGAAAGGCUCGGAAACGAUCGUUUUGAUGUACACU